Messenger RNA from Funneliformis geosporum, 576 nucleotides. The record is from the annotation of a GenBank genome assembly. NCBI's taxonomy places the organism in Eukaryota, Fungi, Glomeromycota, Glomeromycetes, Glomerales, Glomeraceae.
AUGCCAAAGAAAAAAUUAAAUCAAGCCAAAAUUAGUAAUAACAAGAAGGAACUGGUAAAUGCUCUUAAAAAAACUCAAAAUACUACUCAAAACAGUUCUGAGAAUAAAUUAGGUCAAGUUGACCAAGAAGAAUUAAGAAGAAUUAUUAAAGAAGAAUUAAAACCUGAGGAGGUCAAAAACAUUUGCACUGAAGUCUUAAAUGAGGCAGGAGUGAUAACCUUAGAGAAAUUAAUUGUCGAAGUUCAGCAAGCCAUAAAAUUAAAUAACCAAAAAUCAAUAAAAUCUAAGGUUAAAAAAUUAAAAAUCUUUGUCAAAAACACCGCUGAUGAAUAUGCUCAAAAUGCUUAUCAGCAAAAAAAAGAGGUAGUUCAAAAAUUGUUGAAAAAAGCCAAAGGCAUUUCUAAUACUAGUCAAAAUCCAAAAACAUCUGAUAAUAAAUUUCUAACUGGUUUAGUGAUUAGAGGUGGAAUAUUAGCAGUAAUCGGAUUAAUAACCAUCUUGAUAAUAAAAAACUAUAAAAAAAAAAUAAGUAAUAAAGAAUUACAUGUCUGUUCAUAUUACGUUGAGAAAAAAUGA